Molecule: messenger RNA, 2540 nt
Organism: Syngnathoides biaculeatus (alligator pipefish)
Lineage: Eukaryota; Metazoa; Chordata; Actinopteri; Syngnathiformes; Syngnathidae
Gene: wdfy2
Product: WD repeat and FYVE domain containing 2
Exons: 13
Coding region: 203-1408 (401 amino acids)
Molecular function (GO): protein binding; metal ion binding
Source: RefSeq, a predicted model, not a curated record
UCGCCGUUCCAAACUCGUAUAUAGUCAGCUGACACGAUUAUCCCAAACCACUGAGUGGGUGAAUGGCUGGACGAGUGUUCGGGUGAGUGCCACCUGCUUCACUACAUCCAGCCACCCAGGGAUUGCUCCAACCUCCUACAGGGGGUGAGGGUUGCUGCUUUCCCCGUGUGGGGCGGUCGCGCAUGACCGUAGUAGCAGGAUUAUGGCGGCCGAAAUCGAGCCGCCGCGAGCGCAGGUUCGGAAGCCGUGUUUGCUGAGCAAGAUCGACGCCUGCGGGGACGUGGUGAGCGCCGCGGUCAUCAUCCCAAAGGAAGACGGGGUCAUCAGCGUGUCCGAAGACAGGACAAUUCGGGUUUGGAUGAAGCGGGACAGUGGCCAAUACUGGCCCAGUGUCUACCACACUAUGCCCUCCUCAUGCUCCUGCAUGACCUUCAAUCCAGAGACCAGACGUCUGUUGGUGGGCAUGGACAUUGGUACUGUCUGCGAGUUCAUCUUGUCUGAGGAUUACAAUAAGAUGACUCCCACGCACACCUACCAGGCACACCAGGGCAGAGUGACUGUGGUGUUGUUUGUUCUGGAGAUGGAGUGGCUGCUGAGCACUGGCCAGGACAAGACCUUCCUCUGGCAUUGCUCGGAGAGUGGACAGCAGCUGGGAUCAUACCACACCCCAGCCUGGGUGUCUGGACUGCAAUUCGAUGUUGAGACUCGACACGCCUUUGUCGGCGAUCAGUCGGGUCAGGUGACCAUCCUGAAGGUGGAGCAGGACAGCUGCAGCCUGGUGACCACUUUCAAGGGACACACUGGUAACGUGACUGCACUGUGCUGGGACCCCGUCCAGAGGGUUCUGUUCUCGGGCAGCUCGGACCACUCCAUUAUUAUGUGGGAUAUAGGCGGGCGCAAAGGCACCGCCAUCGAACUGCAAGGACACAACCGACAAGUGCAGGGCUUGUGUUAUGCCUCCCACACUCGCCAGCUCAUCUCGUGUAGUUCUGAUGGCAGCAUCGUCAUCUGGAACAUGGACGUGACACGACAAGAGACCCCAGAAUGGCUUGACAGUGACUCGUGUCAAAAGUGUGAACAGCCUUUUUUCUGGAACUUCAAACAGAUGUGGGACAGCAAGAAGAUCGGGCUGCGGCAGCAUCACUGCAGGAAAUGUGGCCAGGCUCUUUGCGGCAAGUGCUCGUCUAAGCGCUCCACCAUUCCACUCAUGGGCUUUGAGUUUGAGGUGCGCGUGUGCGACGGCUGCUACGCCUCCAUCACAGACGAAGAUCGCGCUCCCACGGCGACCUUUCAUGACAGCAAACAUGCCAUUGUGUACUUGCACUACGAGCCUACCACCGGAUGCCUGCUCACCUCUGGCACCGACAAGGUGGUCAAGCUUUGGGACAUGACGCCCGUGGUAUCAUGACGUUGCUCCUACAGCCAGGAAAAGGUUGGCACGCCAACGGCAGGAUGGCAGCCAUCAGCCUCAAACAGGACGUGAUGGGAGUUGGAGGCCAUUUUUGAUGGUCACUAUUAAUGGGUGCACGUUUGUAAGAUCCACACAACAGUUGUGUACAGUUUAUUUAUUAUUCAAGUGGUGUGUAAAUGUAAUGGCAUAAAACACACACUCAUGAAUCAGCAGCAGGUCUAAUCUGAUGUCAAUUUUACUGUUUGAUUGUGUUGAAACUGUAUGUUAGUUCACUGGAAUACUGUCCAAAGAUGGGAAAAUAUAUUUAUUUUAAUUUUCAGUACAUGUUUUUCAAAAUCAAAAGUCUUCUUGAAAUGACUCACAAGGAAGAUAGAAUCUGCAUUCCACAAACUCAAGUUAAUUUCCCUCGCUAAAACUUUGUGAAGGGGGCCGAAAUAAAGUUGUGGAAACUUUUUCGUUCUUGGUACUUUGCAGUUCCAAAAAUGUAAAUGUUUCAGUAGCUGUAGAGGCCCUCAAAAAGGCUCCGAGGUGUGUUGAAAGUACUACCAUCUUCCUAGUUUAUUCCUAGCAGGGAAAAACUGAAAUUCUUACAAACUCGACAGCUUCUAUCUUGCUUAUACUAAAACACAAAGUAGCCUUCUGGAAAAGCAAAAACAUAAGUACGGUAACCAUGGUUUAAAAACUACAAGACAAAUAUAUUUCCUGACCUGAAUUUCUAAUGAUCUCCCAGAACGAAAUUCUUCAAAUGUUCCUAGUUCUGCAAUUAAGUUUCCUGCUAUUGUAAUGCUCUUCAAGCAACUAGCUGUUGAAGUACUAAGCAGCAGUGAUGGGGUAGCCAAAGUAAGGAAGUUGGUUGAUGGGCCUGUCAAAGUACUUACCAUGCCCCCCUAAAUCCCUCAGAGGGAAAUUUAUUUUUUUUGGCAUCCCAAAUUGAUGACAUAGAAUUAAAGAGUUAUAAGUAAAGUGGAAGGGCACCAAAACAAAGGGACACUGUGGUGUGUUGAUUGGUUGGAAUGAGCUGCUAUCAUUUCAUGUAAGUCUCAAUAUGUGAAUGUAAAACUCAACAUUAUGAGAUGGGACAUUCAUAAGAGGUUGACAGAAAAUUUACAAAAUAAAAUUUUAAACGUGA